Molecule: messenger RNA, 2580 nt
Organism: Penicillium pulvis
Lineage: Eukaryota; Fungi; Ascomycota; Eurotiomycetes; Eurotiales; Aspergillaceae
Exons: 2
Coding region: 73-2580 (835 amino acids)
Molecular function (GO): GTPase binding
Source: RefSeq, a predicted model, not a curated record
UUCGCACACCGACCAAGAAUCUCAAUUAACUACUCCCGUAAUUAAUGUCCCGCCCCGUGUUUCCCCGCUACGAUGGACACGACCGAGCCGCGGCGCGGGGCUUCAGAGGAACACUUGGACAACACUGAGUCCAACCAUAGCCCCACGACUCUGGAAAUCCCACAAGAACUCCCAGAUGACCUCCCCAAAUCACUCGAUGAUCGCCGCUCGGUGCCAGUCUAUCAGCAGGAGACGGAGAUGUACGAUGCGUGGCAGGGACAAUCCCAAUUCCUGACUACACCCGUCGCCGCGAAACCGCUCACCUUCAGCCUAGCCCUGGACGACCACUCACACGACCCGGAAACAGAUCUACGUGCUCAAUACGGACGGGAUCUCGAAGAUAGCGAUGCGCGUCUUAUGGAGAUGCUUGCCGCGCAAGCCGCGCACCGCGAAGUUGAUUCACUAGCCGCGGACGAGGAAAGCAUAGCGGAAGACGAGAAGUUGACGACAGCGGAGAAGAAGGAUAUCCUCCAGAAGAGCUUGAAUAUGGCAGCGAGUAAUGGCGAUGUCGAGCGGGUGCGAAAGCUGUUGUCUGGCGCCGCGAAGAACUUUGUGGAUGUUAAUAUGAAGGACGAGGAGGGGACGGUACCGCUCAUUUACGCGAGUUGCUUCGGACACCAGGAUGUUGUCUCGGCGCUUCUUGACGCUGGUGCGUUCGUUGAUCAGCAAGAUCGGAAUCAGUGGAGCGCGUUGAUGUGGGCUAUGACGAAUCGGCAUAAGACUAUUGCUAAGAUUUUGCUGGAUCAUAAUGCUUCGCCGGAUAUUAAGUCCUCUUCUGGUGGGACGGCGUUUGAUUUUGCGCAGCCUGGCAGUGAGAUUUCGGAGUAUCUGCACGAGAAUGGGUAUAGCUUUGGCCCGGGUGCGAUUGAGGAUGAUUUCUAUGACGCUGGAAUGGCGCAUGGGAGGUUUGAGGAGGAGAUUGCAGAGAAUGAGAUGAAAAGGCGAAUGAUGAUGGAAGAAAGUGCCAUUAAUUUGGAGGUGGAUUUGUCUAGUCUUGGGCUAGAUGAGAAGUACGAGCAAUCGGAUGAAUACGACCUCGAAGAAGAACAACAGGAAUUCGUCUGGGACCGAUGUCUUAAUGACCAGAUGUUUGUGUUCCAAGACCAUGAGCUCGAGCGCAUUUUGGAUAUCAUCAUUACCAACAUGACGCCUCAACGGUCUCCGUCACAGAAGCCUGUACCGGCAAAUCUCCUAUUUCUCAGUGCGCGUUAUGCACACUAUCAUGCUAGCCCAGAACUGCUAGCAGAGCUCCUCACCUCGGCAGCGGAGAAGAUUAAUGAUGUUGUCGAGCGCCACCAGUGGGACAUGACUAUGCAAGCAUUCUGGCUGUCAAAUGCCACGCUAUUGUUGCACUAUCUGAAGAAAGAUCCCGGCCUGCUUGAGUCUACUGUGGAGUUCCAGCUCCACCUAGCAGAAUUGAUCAACGAAAUCUUCGUCCUAAUCAUUCGUGACGCAGAGCGGCGAAUGAACAAAGUCCUGGAUGAGGCCAUGCUGGACCAUGAAACUAUCCCAGGACUGGAGGACGUUGCCUUCCAAAACGAGUGGAAACUUUUCCGCAAGAAGAAGUCCGAGACUCCCGAGCCUGCAGAAAAGCGAUUCCGUCCACCAUCCCCACGGCGGCGAGCACAGAUCUCUCCGCGGAAUGUCACAUCCUUACUCUCGUCAACACUUUUUGUGCUAGAUCUCUACGAUGUCCACUCCGUGAUCACCACCCAGAUCCUCUCUCAACUCCUCUAUUGGCUCAGUGCCGAGAUCUUCAACAGAAUCAUGAGCACAAGGCGCUACCUUGCCCGGACAAAAGCAAUGCAGAUCCGCAUGAAUGUUUCCACACUAGAAGACUGGGCUCGUACCAACAACCGACAACCAGAACACUACGAAAACGGAUCUAUGACCAGCACCGGAGAAACAACAGUCGAUGCAGCCCGUCGACACCUCGCUCCAGUCAUCCAACUACUUCAAUGGCUCCAAUGCUUCUCCUCCCUCGGAGACGACCACGAAUCUCUAGUAACAACCUUACUCCAACUGCAACAACUCUUCCCAAUUCAACUCCUCCAUGCGGUCAAAUCAUACAGACCCGAAGUAGGCGAAAAAGGCCUAACCAAACAAGCCAUGAAAUUCCUUCUGGAAAUGCAACGCGAUCCCGAAAUCCUUUUCCGGGAACAACAAGAAAUGCAAGCCGAGAAGGAAAAAGCUGCUGCACCACCCAAAGAUGACCGUCCGGAAACCCCCACUAAGGACGGAAAGGACGGGAAAGAAGGAAAAGCAUCAGAUACACCUGCUACAUCAGAUCUGGGCCCUUCAUCCCCGGACUCUUCAUAUCCAGCCAGUAUGGUAGCUGCAGCUCGAAGCGAUGACCGACCCCACCCUAACAGCGUUUUCCUGGACCCCACACUUUUCCUUCCAUUUUCUUUACCUACCAGUACAGAUAUGCUGAUUAGUUAUGGUGCCGGGCUGGGUGGGACGAAUCGUGAACGAGCGAGGAAGUAUAUUCCUACUGUGCCACCGGAGGUACUGAGUCGAUUUGAUCGUGGUGAUGCAUAA